CACCGACUUUCUCGGAUCUACUUUGCUUAUGACCUGUUCUGACCGGCACAAUGAUCUUCUCCGGUGAGGCUGUCUUUUGUUGAUAUCUGCCACCCCAACAGUGUCUCUGUUCCUCGCCAUGGAUCUGUUCGGUUAAGCCUGGCGCUUACUGUCGGUUUCCCCUCUCUAUCGCCUACUGUUGUCCAUCACCCCGGAUCUCGCGUGAUCGAUUUCCAUUUCCUACCUCACGUUGAUCUGUGUCUCUCAGAUCAUUGCGCAUACUUGUGACCCAUCUCGACUCUUACUUUGACACCAUGGCUUGUUGACGGGUUGAUCCCGCCUUGUGCUUAUACUUGUGCUUCAUUGAUUGUUUUCCAUCUCGUCUUUUGUCCACGUGCCAUAUCACGACGCCCGACGCCAUGGCGCGCACCAAGCAGGGUGUGUUUUCUUGGGAAGAUGUGUUGGCGCAUCGCUACCAGAACAACAAACCCUCCGGGCUCCCCAGGUCCCGUCGAUACAGCGCCGUUCAAGGUCAACGGACGUCCUCCAAACCCGACACCAGGAAGGAAUGGUCCAUCCAGUCGCAAAGCGCCUUACUGGCCAGGCUAUCGCCCGAGCUGCGACUCAUGAUCUGGGAGAUGGUCCUGGGUGGCAUGCGCAUCCACAUCGUACAGCGUCAGAACCGGCGAAUGGGACAUAUAGUCUGUCCUCAGACCAGCGCAUGCGAUAUUUGUCGCGGUGGACUUCCAGGCAUGAAAGUGUCGGCGGGUCUGCUGGCGCUGUCGAUGACAUGUAAACAGAUCUACUGCGAGUCUAUCUAUAUGCUCUACUCACUCAACACCUUUGAAUUCAGCAACACCUGGUCGCUGACAUACUUGCGACCCACCAUCCCGGCCGACUUCUGGGACGCCAUCCGCGAAGUCGAGCUCCGCUGGGCGUUCCCGGGCCACUGGCUCCCCUGCAAGGACCCCGUCAAGUCGGUCUACUUCUCCGCUGGCCGGCAGCAGUGGGUCGAGACAUGUCUGGCUCUCACACACAUGCAGGGCUUGCAGACAUUUACGCUGCAGCUGAGCGGGAGCUGGUUCUGUGAGCCGGUGGAAAAGAUCCCGGUGUUCUUGGAACCGCUGCGGGAGCUGCAUCUGCGACAGCGAUGGAAGUUGCAGCUGCCGAGGCAGCCGUACUAUGUAAAGGAGAUUCGGAAUAUCGAUGGGGAUUUGAGGAAACGAGGAAUUGAGUGUGUGGUGAGGGUGGUUUAGCAUGUCCUUUUAUAGCGUAAUAGCGUGCAGGCGAUAUAUUUAUACCCUAAUAGUUGAUGAACUGUUUAAUGGAUGGAAUUGAGUGAUUUGGAUUAU
This is a messenger RNA of Aspergillus costaricaensis CBS 115574, 1331 nucleotides long. RefSeq lists its product as uncharacterized. The transcript has 3 exons. The coding region runs from base 399 to 1235 and encodes 278 amino acids. NCBI's taxonomy places the organism in Eukaryota, Fungi, Ascomycota, Eurotiomycetes, Eurotiales, Aspergillaceae. The record is from RefSeq and is a predicted model, not a curated record.